This is a messenger RNA of Caenorhabditis sp. 36 PRJEB53466, 1373 nucleotides long. The record is from the annotation of a GenBank genome assembly. NCBI's taxonomy places the organism in Eukaryota, Metazoa, Nematoda, Chromadorea, Rhabditida, Rhabditidae.
AUGGUUCGCGUUGCCAUGCAAAUGGAACAUACGGACAUUCCUAUCGAGGAAAUUAUUGAACACGGACAAAUGGCUCUUUUCGAGAGAGUCCCCGAACUGUUUCCGAAGGCAAUCGGUCUCCCAAACAACGCAAACGGAUACAGUGAGUUUUCUCGAACAACGCUCUCAUCGCCUAUGUUUUUUCGCUGUUUUCAGAGCUUCUCUACAACGGAAAGACGUACACUGAUGAAAUGCUGUCGAAAAUCACUGAUGAUGACGUCAUUCGUGUAGUGAUUAUCCCCGAGCACAUGCGCAAGGUAUUCCUCCGUUUUUGGCAAGGUAUUCACCAGUUUUUAAGGCACCCAUCGAUCCGGCCCACAAACGGAACAUUGACAAUGCACUGAAGAUUAUUGGAGCGGGAUUGCGAUCCGGGAACAUCCGUCGCAUCGAAAUCUUCCGUAGGGAGUUCUUGGAACCGGGCUUCAUUCGGAGCUUGCUUGUUGUGUUCCCGAAGGUAUUCAAUGUUCAUCCUGAAUUAAUAUUGAAUGAUUCAUUACAGCUCGCGUUCGAUAUUAAGUUUCUGGCUGUUCUUAGCGAUUGGGACGUGUUCUAUGAAUACAUAAUUGUGAACAGCUUCAGACGCUGGCCGGAACGCAAUUCGUUCAAGUACCGAAACCCUAUCUUCAUGUCAGUAAUCAAACACAUUGUCAAGACUAUCGCUGACAAGUACAAAAUAAAACUGACUAUUCGUAACAGCUCUGCCACUGUUCACAUGGACGGGAGGCAGGUGGUCACCCGUGAACACCUUCAGAACGUAAGCACUUCAAAUACUGCGACCUGCAGACACAUCGACUAAUUCAGGUUCUCAACAAUAUGCUGCGCGAUCAGUCAGGACCUUCUUCGUCUUCUGCUGGUGUGAGUCAGCCAGCAUCUUCCAGCAGUCAGCAGUCAGGCCCUUCUUCCUCCUCUGCUCGUGUUCGUCAGCUAGCAUCUUCCAGCAGUCAGCAGUCAGGCCCUUCUUCUUCCUCUGCUCGUGUUCGUCAGCUAGCAUCUUCCAGCAGCCAGCAGUCAGGCCCUUCUUCUUCCUCUGCUCGUGUUCGUCAGCCAGGAUCUUUCAGCAGACAGCAGUCAGGGCCUUCUUCGUCCUCUGCUCGUGUUCGUCAGCCAGCAUCUUCCAGCAGCCAGCAGCCUGGACCCGCUCCGAUUCCUCAGGGACAAGAAUAGUUAGUUCACCAGGCUUGAAAAUGUUUUACAAUCAAUAUUUCAGUGCUAGCCAAGCAGAGAUGCUUCGCAAUCUUGGAUAUCUCGACGACGAGCUCAACAUGCAGGCGUUGGUGCAAGCGGACGGCGUCAUUGAAACCGCGAUCGGCUUCAUCCGCGCGGCUGCUCAAUAA